Messenger RNA from Thamnophis sirtalis, 1785 nucleotides. RefSeq names its product transmembrane protein 184B (gene TMEM184B). Lineage: Eukaryota; Metazoa; Chordata; Lepidosauria; Squamata; Natricidae. The record is from RefSeq and is a predicted model, not a curated record.
GUCUUCGUCUGUAAAAAUCUCUCCUUCUCCCACCCUCCCCUUUUCUUCUUCCAAGCCCAUUAGGGCCGCAGCGGUGAGCCCCAGUGGAGGAUUUACAAGUGGCUCCGCGACGGAACGGAGAGCAGCUGCCAAGGCACGGAGCUGACCGGGGAAGUUUCGGCUCGGCCAUGGGGUCCUGAGGGCCUUUCCCCCCGCCCGUUCCCUUGAGCCCCGGAGGGUCGGGUUCCCUGGCAGAGAAGGGAAGGGGAGCGGCGGCGGCGGCGGCUACAGGGCGGCUGGUGUUUGCAGUGCCUCGUGGCGGUUUGAACAACAAAAAAUAAUGAUGAUUGUAGUAACUGGAGCCAUGUCAGUGCCUGAGUCAGAAUUCCCUGCCAGCACCCCUGCCACAGCCCCUAAUUUAUCCAGGAUGCCUGAGGAUGGCAGCCUCACCGCAGUGGAGCAGCCAAUAUUUCUAAUGACAACAGCUGCCCAGGCCAUCUCAGGUUUCUUUGUGUGGACAGCUGUGUUGAUCACCUGCCACCAGAUCUACAUGCACCUUCGCUGCUACAGUUGCCCCAAUGAGCAACGCUAUAUUGUCAGGAUCCUUUUCAUCGUUCCCAUUUAUGCUGUUGACUCAUGGCUCAGUCUCCUUUUCUUCACCAAUGACCAAUACUAUGUUUAUUUUGGGACAAUACGGGAUUGUUAUGAAGCUUUUGUCAUCUAUAACUUUCUUAGCCUCUGCUAUGAGUACCUAGGUGGAGAGAGUUCCAUCAUGUCUGAGAUAAGAGGAAAGCCUAUAGAGUCCAGCUGCAUGUAUGGGACUUGUUGCUUAUGGGGAAAGACAUACUCAAUUGGUUUUCUGAGAUUUUGUAAACAGGCCACACUACAAUUCUGUGUGGUGAAGCCCCUCAUGGCAAUUAUUACAGUUGUUCUUCAGGCAUUUGGAAAGUACAAGGAUGGAGACUUUGAUGUCAGAAGUGGAUAUCUCUAUGUGACAAUCAUUUACAAUAUUUCAGUCAGCUUGGCUUUGUAUGCCCUCUUCCUCUUCUAUUUUGCCACCCGUGAACUUCUCAGUCCUUAUAGUCCUGUCCUAAAAUUUUUCAUGGUCAAGUCUGUUAUUUUCCUGUCUUUUUGGCAAGGGAUGCUAUUGGCCAUUUUGGAGAAGUGUGGUGCAAUCCCUAAGAUCCGCGCAGCCAAUGUAUCUGUGGGGACCGUAGCGGCUGGCUAUCAGGAUUUCAUCAUCUGCGUGGAAAUGUUCUUUGCAGCUAUUGCUCUGCGGCAUGCAUUCACUUACAAGGUCUAUGCAGACAAGCACCUUGAUGCGCAAGCGGUUCCAUCAUAUGGUCCAUAUGGACGGUGUGCCCCAAUGAAGAGCAUCUCUAGCAGCCUUAAGGAGACCAUGAACCCCCACGACAUCGUCCAGGAUGCUAUACAUAACUUCUCCCCAGCCUACCAGCAAUACACACAGCAGUCCACCCUGGAACAUGGACCACCAUGGCGGAAUGGCAAUCACAUCAUUUCACGUUCUCAUAGCACCUCUGGUGUCCGGGAUAAUGAGAAAACCCUGCUUUUGAGCUCAGAUGAUGAGUUUUAAGGGGUUGGUGGAACAUGCCAUAGCCUGGAACUUUCCUUUAUUUAUUGAACCAGAAAACAGGUUAUAUUCCUUUUUUACAUGGUGCUCAAGUCAGGAUUGGGCACCUUCUGAUGCCAAUUGUAAGCAAGGACCAUUAUGGCUAAUGCGGGUGGUAUGGACUUUCUUUUCUAAAAGCUUAACUAGUGCACAUUUCACUUAAUAAAGAAAAAUUU